This is a messenger RNA of Corylus avellana, 804 nucleotides long. Its product is annotated as E3 ubiquitin-protein ligase RHA2B-like. The record is from RefSeq and is a predicted model, not a curated record. Lineage: Eukaryota; Viridiplantae; Streptophyta; Magnoliopsida; Fagales; Betulaceae.
AUGUUGAUCAGUUACGUGAUUCUUAUUGCUUCCCAUUUGAAAUGGGCAUGCAACUUCCUGCUUUACCACUCUUUCUCCAAGCAAUAUUCGCAGCAGGAGAUGGCAGAGAUGGGCGAAGAAUUAAGCAUAGAGCGGUACGAGUGCAGAGAAGAAGAAAUGGAGUGCCCUGUGUGCCUAUGCGUGAUCGAGGAAGGAGAAGAGAUUAGCGAGCUGAGAUGUGAGCAUCUUUUUCAUAGAGAUUGUUUGGACAGAUGGGUUGGGUACAGGCACGUAAACUGCCCCCUUUGCCGUGGUUCCCUAUUUCCAUGCACAGCUGUGCAGGGUGAUCACGAGAAUCACGUGGAAGUGCUGUUUUUCAAAUAUUCUUCUUUCACUUCUUCUUCUCGUCACCACCGCGACACAUGCCGAUUUAACAAUAAUCUACCUUCUUCAAUAUCAAUCAUGUUGAGUUCCCUGAAGUGGGCUUUCUCCAAGCCACCACACGCGCAUGAUGGCGUGCCGGAAAUUGGUGAAGAACUGAGCAUAGUACGGUACGAGCAGGACCCUGCGUGUUGUUCGGAAGUGCAAUGCUCUGUGUGUCUAUGCAAGAUCGAAAAUGGAGACGAGAUUAGAGAGCUAAGAUGCGAUCAUCUGUUUCACAGAGUUUGCUUGGACAGGUGGCUUGGAUACAAGAACCUAAGCUGUCCUCUGUGCCGCGAUUCUUUGGCCCCGUUUAGAGCAUUUGCUGAGCUCGGAGUGGAAGUUCUGUCGUUUAAGUUUUUCUCCUCCAGCUCGGCCGACCGGGAGACAUGGUGGCUACGUUAA